This is a messenger RNA of Spirodela intermedia, 3521 nucleotides long. NCBI's taxonomy places the organism in Eukaryota, Viridiplantae, Streptophyta, Magnoliopsida, Alismatales, Araceae. The record is from the annotation of a GenBank genome assembly.
AUGGCGGGAAGGCAAACCAGAUGGGAGGCGUUGUUCUGCACCGCCCUCCUACACACCAUCAUCGCCCUCUCCGCCGCCGGAGACACCCUCGUUCCCGGCGACCAUAUGGAAGACGGCAGUUCCCUAGUCUCCUCAGAUGGGAGCUUCAAGCUGGGAUUCUUCACGCCGGGGAAGUCGAAGUUCAGGUUCCUGGGUAUUUGGUACAACCAGAUCCCCGUCCAGACGGUGGUCUGGGUGGCUAACCGUGAUAACCCCCUGCCGGACAAAACCGGCGUCCUCUCCAUCUCCAUCAAUGGCAGCCUCUCCCUCUCCGACUCAAAGGGGGAGGUCUACUGGUCGACGGCUUCGACGAGGCUUGCCAGGCCAGUUGCCAAGAUUCAUGACGACGCCAACUUCGCCGUGGCCGGCGCCGGCGAAAGUGGAUACGCCUGGCAGAGCUUUGACCAUCCCAUGGACGCCCUCCUCCCUGAGAUGAAGUUGUGGGUCGACCGUCGGACUGGGUUUACCACAAACUUCACUUCAUGGAAGUCCGACGACGACCCUGGCACUGGAGACUGCACUUUCUUCUUAGACUCUAAUGGGGCUCCGCAGAUGAUCUUAGUCCAGGGCUCCAAGCGGGUGUGGAGGUCGGGUCCGUGGGUAGCAGGAAGAUUCAGCGGCGUCCCGGAGAUGAGGAGCUACGGAGUCUUCAACUUCUCCUUCGUCUCAAACGCCAACGAAGCCUACUACCAGUUCAGCAGCCGGAGUACGUCCGUCCUGUCAAGGCUGGUGGCGAAGCCGGAAGGUCUGAUACAACGGCUGGUCUGGAUAGAGGGCGAGGGCGAGUGGAACGUGUUCUGGUCCGGUCCCAGGGACCGCUGCGACGCCUUCGGCCAGUGUGGGAUCUUCGGCGUCUGCGACGCCAACGAGUUUCCUAUGUGCCGCUGCCUCCAAGGUUUCGAACCAAAGUCGCCGGAGAACUGGAAUCUCAAGAAGGGGAAAGACGGUUGCAGGCGGAGGACGGCAGUGCAUUGCAAAAAUAGCACCGACGGGUUCCUCUUGGUGGCUAACACGAAGCUUCCUGACACCUCAACGGCGAUCGUGAUGGACAAGUUGGGGACAAGGGAAUGCAUGGAUGCGUGCCUGAUGAAUUGCUCCUGCACCGCCUACGCCAUUGCGGAGAUCAUCGACGGCGGCAGGAGCGGCUGCAUACUCUGGAGUGGCGCGUUGACGGACCUCCGGGUCUACACAGAUGGCGGGCAGGACCUGUUUGUCCGUCUCGCACGAGCCGAUCUAGGUACGACCGGAGAAAACUACUUUCAGCUUGGGUGGAAGUAAUCUUCUGGGGUUUUAAGAGCCGGCGGUUCUGACCACUGGUAACCCAGAAAAGAGGUCUGAUGGGGGCGGGGCUCACCAACGACCUCCAGCCGUUGUUCUGACGAAUUUCCUGCCGUCAGCAGCUGGGGAAACGGAGGUCUACGUGCGCUAUUUAUUUAACUGAUUCGAGUAUGGCUUCGAGGUAAGGAGGUCGACUCUCGCUGCAGGUUUGUCACCGAGUCAGGCGAACAGAAGACGUAUUGUGGCGUCGGUGUCGGCGGCGGCGGUGGUUCUGGUGGGGAUACUUCUGUUUGGGUUGGUCGCCGGGUUUGUCCGGCGGCGGAGGAAUCGUAGUAAUACAGGUUAGAGAGUCCUUUUCUCAGCUCCCUCCCUCUCUUUGCGCCCUCCGUUCUGUCUACCUGUGUGCAUGGUCUCCCCCUUGCGUGCGUGUGCAUCUCUCUAUUUUCUCUCUCUUUCUCACUCUCUCUCCCUCUCUCUCUCUCUCCGUCUCUCUCUCUCUCUCUCCCCUCCCUCUCUCCCGACAUUGAUGGUUGACACAGCCCCCUCCCUUUUUGUAGUGGUUCUCAGAAGGUACCCGAGCGCGAAGAGCGAGAACUGGGACGAGGAAAUGGCCAGGUCGAGGGAGCUGGAUCUCCCCAUGUUUGACCUCACCGCCAUCGCCACUGCAACUGACCACUUCUCCACCGAAAAUCUUCUCGGGGAAGGCGGCUUUGGGCCCGUUUACAAGGUCAACCAACUCGCCUCUUUGAUUGAUUAAUCCAUCGUUGAACUUGAAGAUUAAGUGUUCUAAUUUUUUAAUUCUUCGUCGGCAGGGGCGGCUUGAAGGGGAGCAAAAGGUGGCAGUUAAGAGGCUGGCGAAGAGCUCCUCACAGGGCGUGGAACAGUUCAUGAACGAGGUGAGGAUGAUAGCGAAGCUCCAGCACCGGAACCUCGUCCGCCUUCUCGGCUGCUGCAUCGACGGCGAGGAGAGGAUGCUCGUCUACGAGUACAUGCCCAACGGAAGCCUCGAUUCUAUCCUUUUUGGUCAGUCUCUGUCCCUCUCUCUCUCUCUCUCUCUCUCUCUCUCUCUAGCCGUCUCUCCCCACCCCCUUUCCCACCCUCUCUGUAUAUCUUGAUCUCUCCCCCUUUAUCUGUAUAUUUUACCUCUGUCACGCUAUCUAUCUAUUCAUCUCCAUAUCCCUGUACCACCCUUUCUCUCUCUUUCCUCUGGAUCAGCAUCUAUUACCUUCCUUUUUUGUCGAGCUAUCGGCUACCUUCUCUCUCUCUCUCUAUCUCAGUCUGAUGGGAAUCCUGUAUCGUGGCAGACAAGGCCAAGGGGACGCUUGCGGACUGGGCAAUACGGUGGCAGAUAAUAACGGGGAUUGCGCGGGGGCUGCUCUAUCUCCACCAGGACUCGCCCUUGAGGAUCAUCCACCGGGAUCUCAAGGCUGGUAAUAUCCUCCUCGACAACGACAUGAACCCCAAGAUCUCUGAUUUCGGCUUGGCCCGGAUCUUCCCUGGCAACGAGACUGAGGGCAUCACUCGGAGGGUCGUCGGCACAUAGUUAGUACCUGUCUACUCUCCUCUAUAUGUAUCUCCUUUCCUGCACUCUGCUUUUCAUCUUCGAUUAUCAACGGUAUCAAGCAGCUGCUGAUCUCGUUGCUACAGUGGGUACAUGUCACCAGAGUACGCGAUGAACGGGAGAUUCUCAGUGAAGUCCGACGUUUACAGUUUCGGGGUCCUCGCGCUCGAAAUCAUCAGCGGGAGGAGGAACAGGGGCAUCCUGCAGUCCGAUCCCAAGCUCAACCUCCUGAGCUAUGUAAAUAUACAGAGAGAGAGAGAGAGAAAAUCUUUUGACCAACCAUCGAGGAGAUAAACGAUAUUUUUCAAUCUCACCGUGUGGGUGUUCUUCUCAGGCAUGGAGUCUUUGGAAUGAAGGCAGCGGGCUAGAGCUGGUUGACUCCUCGCUGGCGUACCCCAUCCCUAUGUCGGAGGUGAUGAAGUGCAUAAAGAUUGCCCUCCUCUGCGUGCAGGACCGGCCAGAGGACCGGCCGGAAAUGGCGUCAGUGGUUCUCAUGCUUGGCGGUGACAGUGGGGCACCACCACACCCCAAGCAGCCGGAGUUCGUAGUGGCGAGGCAGUGUGCAGCGGGCUCCACAAAGUCAAGCAAGAGGCUCAUCUGCACCGUCAACGAUAUCACCAUCUCCAGCUUCCACGGCCGCUAA